Molecule: messenger RNA, 3648 nt
Organism: Ipomoea nil (Japanese morning glory)
Lineage: Eukaryota; Viridiplantae; Streptophyta; Magnoliopsida; Solanales; Convolvulaceae
Product: homeobox-leucine zipper protein ANTHOCYANINLESS 2-like
Exons: 9
Coding region: 615-3071 (818 amino acids)
Biological process (GO): regulation of DNA-templated transcription
Molecular function (GO): DNA-binding transcription factor activity, RNA polymerase II-specific; lipid binding; DNA binding
Source: RefSeq, a predicted model, not a curated record
UUGCGUAUUAUCUGCAAAUCCCCUUUUUUCUCUUCGCUUUCUUUUCUGCUCGCUUUCUCUCUCCUUUGCAAAAUUCAAUAAACAAAGAACCCUUUUCCUCCUCUCUCUCUCUCUCCUCCUGUUUUUUGUUUUUAAAAUAUAUUUCUGAUUUCUGAUUUACUUUUGUGUCUCAUCAACAAAAGCCUAUUUUCAAGCCAAGCAUGCAGAUAGAUGCAUAGCAGAAGCACAGAAAUAAGGGUUUCGCGUCCCAUUCUUUUGUACUAAAAUACUAACAGAGAGAGAAAACUAUGACAUAUAUAUAUAGAUAUAGAUAUAGAGAGAGAGAGAUUGAGAAGGAAGUGCAAAGCAGCUUGAUUAUUUCUCUCUUUUCUUCUCUUUAGUCAGAAGAGAAAAACAGGAGAGGAAGUUGGAGACAUUUGGAUUAGUCCUUGUGUCUCCUCUACCUCUCUAUAUUUUUCUCCUCACCAUUUUCUUUCUUUGAUUUUUGAGGGCAAUUUUGCGUGUAAAACACCUACCUAUCUCUCUCUUUGGUGCAUCUCUGGGCUUGAAGACUAUCCGAAAUCCAUCAAUAAUCAGGAAGAAAAUAAAGAAAGAGAGGUGGAGGUUUGGUUUUCAUGAAUUUUGGGGGUUUUCUUGACAAUAGUAGCGGCGGUGAGGGCGACGUCGUCGGCGGCGGUGCAAGAAUCGUCGCCGAUAUACCUUACAACAAUAACAUGGCUAGCGGCGCAAUAGCUCAUCAGCCAAGCCUUGUUCCACACUCUCUUACAAAGUCCAUGUUCAACUCUCCAGGACUCUCUCUUGGCCUUAAAACGGGUAUGGAGGGGCAAGGAGAGGUGGCGAGAGUGCCGGAGAGCUAUGAAGCUAACAACAGUAACACUAAUAAUAACAGUGUUGGGAGAAGGAGCAGAGAAGAAGAGCCGGAGAGCAGAUCUGGUAGCGAUAACUUUGAGGGAGCCUCCGGCGACGAUCAAGAUGCCGCCGACGACAAGCCUCCCAGAAAGAAGAGAUACCACCGACACACCCCUCAGCAAAUCCAAGAACUCGAGGCUUUGUUUAAGGAGUGCCCUCAUCCCGAUGAGAAACAAAGGUCGGAGCUAAGCAAGAGACUUUGCUUGGAGACUAGGCAAGUCAAGUUUUGGUUCCAAAACCGUAGAACUCAGAUGAAGACACAACUGGAGCGGCAUGAGAAUUCGAUACUUAGGCAAGAGAACGACAAGCUUAGAGCGGAGAACAUGUCAAUAAGGGAGGCGAUGAGGAACCCAAUUUGCAGCAACUGUGGUGGGCCGGCGAUGAUUGGGGAAAUCUCACUGGAAGAGCAACAUCUCCGGAUAGAAAAUGUGCGGCUCAAGGACGAGCUAGACCGCGUUUGCGCCCUGGCCGGAAAGUUUCUCGGCCGCCCCGUUUCAUCACUGCCGAAUAUUAAUUCAAGCUUGGAGCUUGGGGUUGGGAGCAAUGGUUUUGGAGGCCUAACUGUGGUUCCCUCCAUAGCUCCUCCUCCUCCUCCGCCACCGGACUACGGCGUUGCAUUGCCGACAAGGCAAGGCUCCGGCGUGGGCAUCGAGAGGUCACUGGAAAGAUCUAUGUACUUGGAGCUUGCUUUGGCGGCCAUGGAUGAGCUGGUGAAGGUAGCACAGACGGAUGAGCCGCUUUGGGUGAGAGGCCUGGAAGGGGGUAGAGGGGAGGUGCUGAACCAAGAAGAGUACUUGCGGAGUUUUAGUCCUUGCAUUGGGUUGAGACCCAGUGGAUUUGUUUCUGAAGCUUCUAGGGAGACGGGCAUGGUGAUUAUCAACAGUUUGGCUCUAGUGGAGACUCUAAUGGACUGUGGGAAAUGGGGUGAAAUGUUUCCAUGUUUAAUCGCUAGAACCUCAACCACGGAUGUGAUAUCCGGUGGGAUGGGAGGCACCCGGAACGGUGCACUUCAACUGAUGUACGCGGAGCUCCAAGUUCUAUCACCGUUAGUACCGAUACGCAAAGUCAACUUUCUCCGCUUCUGUAAGCAACAUGCGGAAGGGGUGUGGGCUGUGGUGGAUGUGUCCAUCGACGCCAUCCGACAAUCUUCCGCCGCACCCAACGCCGCUCGCCGACUCCCUUCCGGCUGUGUAGUCCAAGAUAUGCCUAAUGGCUACUCCAAAGUGACAUGGGUGGAACAUGCAGAAUACGAUGAGAGCGAGGUCCACCAGCUUUACCGGGCGUUGAUCGGCGCCGGGAUGGGGUUCGGUGCACAGCGGUGGAUCGCCACGCUCCAACAGCAGUGCGAAUGCCUGGCAAUACUCAUGUCAUCGGCCUUGCCCACAAGGGAUCACACAGCUAUUAGUCCGAGUGGGAGGAGGAGUAUGCUGAAGCUGGCGCAGCGCAUGACGAAUAACUUCUGUGCUGGGGUGUGCGCUUCCAGUGUCCACCAGUGGAACAAGCUUUGCGCCGGGAAUGUGGACGAAGAUGUGCGGGUUAUGACUCGGAAGAGCGUGGACGACCCCGGUGAGCCCUCCGGCAUUGUUCUCAGCGCCGCCACCUCCGUUUGGUUGCCCGUUUCGCCGCAGAGAUUGUUCGACUUCCUCCGCGAUGAACGCCUCAGGAGCGAGUGGGACAUUCUCUCCAAUGGCGGUCCUAUGCACGAAAUGGCGCAUAUUGCCAAGGGCCAAGACCAUGGCAACUGCGUCUCCCUCCUCCGUGCCAGCGCCAUGAAUUCCAACCAGAGUAGCAUGCUGAUAUUGCAGGAGACGUGCAUAAACGCGGCGGGGUCGCUUGUGGUGUACGCGCCCGUUGACAUUCCGGCAAUGCACGUGGUGAUGAACGGAGGAGAUUCUGCUUACGUGGCGCUGCUCCCGUCGGGAUUCGCAAUCGUGCCCGAUGGCCCGGGCUCCCGCGGGCCCACGUCGGGGACGAAUGGUCCAUGUAGCAACGGGGACCCGUAUCAACAGAGGGUGAGCGGUUCGCUCUUGACCGUGGCAUUUCAGAUCCUCGUCAACAGCCUUCCCACGGCGAAGCUCACGGUGGAGUCGGUGGAGACGGUCAACAACCUCAUCUCCUGCACCAUUCAAAAGAUCAAGGCUGCCCUUCACUGCGAAAGUUGAUCCCUCAGCCAAUAUGAUAAGAGAUUCAUACUUGUAACCACAAGGUUACGAGUUUAAAUCCUUGCGCUCUUGGUUUGAGUCGGUCAGCUAUAGAUAAUUAGGCUCGUUUACUUCUUUAUUGUCCUUUGUCGACUAGGGUCAAUAGGUGGGGUUUACUCAUACUCGAAAGGGUUUUAUGAUUUCCCUCGUCAUCUAAAAAAAUGGGAAGGCAAUUUAGGAAGUGAGUCAAGAACGAAACGGGAUAAGAAACCCCCCUUGCACGGUGGUAAGCGACGCCACGGACGACCUUCACAGGGUGGUGUGGGUUCUUAACACAAUGCAAGGGUGGUGGUUCGGGUAUUGACUAGGACUACCCUUCAGCUGGAUGGUUCAACAACUACUACUAAGCUUUUGUUUCACUAAGCAAUAUAUAUAUAUAUAUAUAUAUAUAUACACACACUUUGACAAUGUACGUAUUUGGUUUUCAAUUCAACACUAACUUACAGCUAACUAGCUCCUGCUUCUUGAAUUUUAAUCCUUUAGUAUUAUAGUUGAGCUUUUUAUUAUUAAAUAAAUAAAAGCGCUCUCAAUUUUUUUU